AUGAACAACUCCACAUUCAAAUUUACGACACGUGAGUCAUCCACAAACUUCACAACUUAUUCCAUCGGGCCACUGAAUCAUCUGGAAAUAUGCAUGUACAGCAUCAGUUUCCUGGUUGGUCUUCCUACACACUCCUAUAUUAUAUGGCUCAUCAUCACAGGAACAGGAAGUGGAAUUGCAUCAGAGUUCUUCAUGCUCAAUCUCUCUGUUUGUGAGAUUGCUAACGCACUGAACACCUUUUUCUUUGUACUUUCAAUUUGGUUUUCACAUUUCUUGAUAUUACAAAUGUUUUUAACAGGAUUCUCCAUCACUGGUCGUCCUCUGUUUCAGUGUCUGAUGUGUGUUGAGCGUUACCUUGCAGUGCUUCAUCCUGUAACCUUUCUGAAGUACAAACCUCUCAGAUAUAGAGUCAUCUGCUCCAUUGUGGUCUGGACAAUCACUCUUGGUUCUUGUUUGUGCAGCAUAUAUGUUUUAGUUUCAUUCAACAAUACUGGAUAUGCAUGGUUCUCCAUUCUGCUGUUUGUUUUCUAUCUCGCCAUCCAGUUGUUUUGUCUUGUGGCUGUUCUCAUAGCUCUGAAGCGGUCAGGACCAGGAGAGAGAGGGAGAGAGAGAAAGCAGGAAAACCACAUGAAGAGAAGAGCAUUUAAUCUCAUUCUAAUAACUACUGUGAACAUGGUUAUGCUGUAUGUGCCGAUUCUUAUUUCAGCAAUAUUUACCUAUCUGACAAAAGUAAAUAUUCAGGGAGCUUGGGAUCCUAGUUUGUUUUGUUAUGUAAUGGCUGGUUUUGUGCAACCUAUUCUUUAUCUGCACCGGAGUGGAAAACUUCCCUUCUUCUGUUCCCUAUAA
Carassius gibelio (silver crucian carp) is the source of this 846-nucleotide messenger RNA. Its product is annotated as hydroxycarboxylic acid receptor 2-like. Gene Ontology annotation, molecular function: G protein-coupled receptor activity. Lineage: Eukaryota; Metazoa; Chordata; Actinopteri; Cypriniformes; Cyprinidae. Gene Ontology annotation, biological process: phospholipase C-activating G protein-coupled receptor signaling pathway; positive regulation of Rho protein signal transduction. Gene Ontology annotation, cellular component: membrane. The record is from RefSeq and is a predicted model, not a curated record. The transcript has a single exon. The coding region runs from base 1 to 846 and encodes 281 amino acids.